Molecule: messenger RNA, 3249 nt
Organism: Tinamus guttatus (white-throated tinamou)
Lineage: Eukaryota; Metazoa; Chordata; Aves; Tinamiformes; Tinamidae
Source: RefSeq, a predicted model, not a curated record
CUUCUCAACUGUGUUUCUGGUACGAACCCACGGUGGAGUACGAUGUGCACUGAAGCGAAUGUGUGUUAACAGCGUGCCAGAUCUCAACAUAUGCAAGAGAGAAAUUACAAUUAUGAAAGAGUUGUCUGGGCACAAGAAUAUUGUUGUCUAUUUGGAUUGCGCGGUUAAUUCUAUAAGUGAUAAUGUUUGGGAGGUACUCAUUCUCAUGGAGUAUUGUCGAGCUGGACAGGUUGUGAAUCAGAUGAAUCAGCGUCUGCAGACAGGCUUUACUGAAUCAGAAGUAAUGAGAAUAUUUUGUGAUACCUGCGAAGCCGUUGCCAGAUUGCAUCAGUGCAAAACUCCUAUAGUUCACCGGGAUCUAAAGGUGGAGAAUAUAUUAUUAAACGAUAGUGGAAAUUAUGUUCUCUGUGAUUUUGGCAGCGCCACUAAUAAAUUUCUAAAUCCUCAAAAAGAUGGUAUUAAUUUGGUUGAGGAAGAAAUUAAAAAGUAUACAACGCUCUCCUACAGAGCUCCUGAAAUGAUCAACCUGUAUGGAGGGAAACCAAUUACUACCAAGGCAGACAUCUGAGCACUUGGCUGCUUGCUGUAUAAACUUUGUUUCUUUUCGCUUCCCUUUGGAGAGAGUCAAGUUGCUAUUUGUGAUGGAAGUUUUACCAUUCCAGACAAUUCCCGAUACACUCACAAUAUGCACUGCUUGAUAAGGUAUAUGCUUGAACCAGAUCAAGAACAGAGACCAGAUAUCUUUCAAGUAUCUUUCUUUGCCUUUAAACUUGCCAAAAAGGAUUGUCCAGUGUCCAAUAUUAAUAAUUCUCCUGUCCCCUCAACUCUCCCUGAACCCAUGACAGCUAGUGAGGCAGCUGCUAGAAAAAGCCAAAUAAAAGCAAGAAUAACAGACACCGUUGGACCAACAGAAACCUCAAUUGCACCACGUCAAAGACCAAAGGCCAAUUCAAGCGCUGCUACUCCAAGCGUGCUGACGAUCCAGAGUUCAGCAACACCAGUCAAAGUACAAGUUCCUGGUGAAUUUGGUAAUCGUGGGCAAAAAGGAACCACGCGACCUGGAAAUGGGCAAGAAAUGUUAUUGCCCCAAGGGACCAAUCAGCCUCAUCCACAGCAGAACAGAGUUCUGCAGCAACUGCAACAGGGGGACUGGAGACUACAGCAGUUGCACCAUUUACAUCACCAGCAGCAGCAGCAACCUGUAAUUCAGGAUCCUUAUAUGCAGCAGUAUCAACAAAUAAUGCACCAGCAGAUGGUCCAGCAGCAGUUGUUGAUGCAGUCUAUGUACCAGCAGCAACCUUCUCAGUCUCAGUAUCCCGCUAUGGUGCAGCAAUAUCAGCAGGCUCUCAUACAGCAGCAGCUGCUUGCUCAGCAGCAACAGCAGUCAAAACAGGCACAAUCUCCUGAAUAUAUCACUUCUCCGCAAGAUUUCUCACCAGCCUUAAUCUCCUACCCUGCAUCGCUUCCAGUGCACGUUGGAACAGUAGUGGAUUCUGCUUAUACUGCAAGCAGGUCAGGUAGUGAUGCUGAGACCAUUUCCCAUUACCCAAAGCAGAGCAUCAAUAACCCACCUGAUAUGUCAGGCUGGAAUCCGUUUGGAGAGGACAAUUUUUCCAAGUUGACAGAGGAGGAGCUGCUGGACAGAGAAUUUGACCUGCUAAGAUCAAACAGACUGGUGGACAGGAGCUCAUCUUCAGAUAAGACUGUGGAGCCACAUUCUGUUCCACAGAACAAUCCUCCAGAAGAUCCCUUUGGUUCUGUUCCUUUCAUUUCUCACCCAGGUUCCCCAGGAAAACAAAUGGAUAACUCGGCCAGCGCUCGAGAGAUUAACUUAGGGAGCCCUACCAAGUCUGGAAAGCUGAGCCAUGCUUUUAGAGAUCCACGGCCAGGAAGGAAAACUGCAGAGGGACAAGUGAAAGGUGGCGAUGAGUCAGAGAGUGAUUUUGAAUCUGAUCCUCCUUCUCCAAAGAGCAGUGAGGAAGAGGAAGAGCAGGAGGAUGAGGAAGUGUUGCAAGGUGAGAAUGGAGACUUCAAUGAUGACAACGAUACAGAGCCGGAGAACUUAGGCCACCGGCCUCUCCUCAUGGACUCUGAGGAAGAGGAGGAGGAGGAAGAGAAGCAAAGCUCUGACUCGGACUUGGAUCGUAGCAAGCAAAAAUCCGUGGAAGGGCUCUCAAGCAGCAGAUUUAGAGAGGGCAUUGGCAGCAGCGAAAUUAAAGAAACCAGUUUAAUGCUCCCUUCCUUGUCUGAAGUGCCAAGUACUGUAACCAAGGUGAGCUCUGGCCAAGAAUUUGAUGUGUUUGGGGCUGUGCCCUUCUUUGCUCUUCAGCCUCAGCCACAAGGAAGAGAGAAGAGUAACCAAGAUGUCUCUUCUCAGGCUGCUUCUCCUGGCCUGAACCAAGAGCAGGAUGACUUUGAUGUCUUCACAAAAGCCCCGUUCAGCAAAAAGGUGGCUCAGCAAGAGGGCCAGGUGGUAGGAGCCGAGACUCAGCUCUCCCCUCUUUCUCCACGGGGUGUCGAUAUUUUUGGCUGCACCCCAUUCCAGCCUUCCCUUCUCCCAAACACUGGUGGAAGUAAAGAGGACCUCUUCGGACUCAUCCCUUUUGAAGAGAUCACAGGGAGUCAGCAGCAGCACAGGGUGAAACAACAGCGUAACCUGCAGAAGCUUUCGUCCCGCCAAAGGCGCAUGAAGCAGGAAGUGUCCAAGAACAAUGGCAAGCGCCACCACGGCACGCCAACCACCACAAAAAAGACUUUGAAACCAAGCUACCGCACUCCCGAGAGAGCCCGCAGGCACAAGAAGGCAGGUCGCAGGGACUCGCAGAGCAGCAACGAGUUCCUCACUAUCUCGGACUCCAAAGAGAACAUAAGCGUUUCUUUGACUGACAGCAAAGAUCGAACCAACCCUCUGCAGACGGACGAGAGUUUGCUGGAUCCUUUUGGAGCCAAACCCUUCCACCCCCCCGACUUGAUGCGUCAUCCCCAGCAUCAAGGUUUGGGUGACAACCGUGGGGAUCACGGUACUGUAGUAGUGGCUGGUAGACCUAGGCAGAGUUCCUUGCAUGGGGCCAUUCACAGUGGCGAUGGACUAAAAACAGAUGACUUUGGGGCAGUGCCUUUCACUGAACUGGUCGUGCAGAGUGCCCAGACCCAGCAGCAACAGGCGUUAGAGUUGGAUCCCUUUGGAGCAGCUCCGUUUCCUUCCAAGCAGUAGACGCUUCCCAUGGGGUUCCCCAGCCGCACCCAUCU